Molecule: messenger RNA, 7284 nt
Organism: Anopheles nili
Lineage: Eukaryota; Metazoa; Arthropoda; Insecta; Diptera; Culicidae
Gene: Pif1A
Product: protein lava lamp
Exons: 11
Coding region: 1391-5914 (1507 amino acids)
Cellular component (GO): type III intermediate filament
Source: RefSeq, a predicted model, not a curated record
UUUUAAUUUUAAUAUUUAAGUAGUUCUAAGUGUACAUAACACUAUCGAAACGAACAAGAGAAAAGUCUGAACGGAAAACAACAAGAAAGCUAAGACAAAUCCAAUCAGUAACCUUAUAAACACAACAAACGAACUACGAAAAGCUACCUAUCGCCCGGGUUGAUGCGGAAGAGCCCGAACUAUUUGUGUGUUAUCUUCGAAUAAUUCAAACGAAACGAACAGUAACCCGCCCGGCCAGGUGAAUCAUUUGAAAAGUGAAUCAUAACGGACAAAUUGGUGCAAAUACCCGCGCGCCAACGAGAAUCGCACGGAUUCAACGAGUUAAAGCUAAUCAUUCGUUCCAGCAUCGAAUGAGCCAUACGAAACAGGCAACAAAAUUAUUACGUUUAUUUUCGACCUCAUGUUUUGCGAACGGAAAUAAAUUAGUGAUAGCGACGAACACAUUUCGAUCCGAUUGUUUUACGUUUUAUAAAGUACUGCUGCGAAAUUCGAACACUCGAGACUCUCUGCGGCAGAAGCGCCGUGAGCAAAUAAAUUUAAAGCAUCUCUUGUGUGCACUGUUAUUUUACUCAACGUCUUCAAAUCCCAAAAUUUCUGCAAAAGAGUGCGAUUACUCGUGUUGUUCUUGUGCGUGCAAAACAUUAAAAAAUUACGCCAUUAGCUAAAAGUGGGCGCAUCAAGAAAAGACAGAAAAAAAACAAACAUAACUAUAGAAUCGCCACUGUGCGUGCGUGCGUGCGAGCGUGAAGUGACCGAAUCCGAAGUGAGAACGAGCACCCGGUGUUGUUGCUCACGGUGGGUGGCACACGGGCCAAGGAAAGUGUUGGAGGUUGGUGUUGUAAAAAUAAUUAAAAUCCACCCCAGGGCCCCAUAUUGUGCCGACGUGCGAACGCAUUUGGAUCCGUCGUUGACCGAUUGUGAAGUGUAAAUAGAUUACUUCAAGCCACACCCUGCCGGAGUGAGAAAUUGGAUCGAUUUACGCCCAACACGACGCUAAACAGCACACACCCCUAGUGCGAGUGGGGAUUCAAAUUCGACCGGAACAGUGCCCUGAAGCAGGAAGUUCCCAGGUGGUAUACACCCAAACGCUAACACCACAGAGGAAAAUAAACGAACGCGCAAAACCGGGUCAAAGGUACCGGCAAUCAUUGUGAAGAAGUGUGCGCAAAGGUAGCCCGAACAUUCGCACAGACGGUUUACAACUGAAGGUAUCCCUGAGGAUACGAAAGGGCGCGGAAGGGUUAGUGUUAAAAUUAAAAUUUAAAUGUUUUGCCUAAGUGAAGAGCACCAGCAUACGCAUCAGCAAGCGCAUCAGCGGCGCCUACGCGCGCAAUCGAAGCAGCAAUAGGACAGAACGGGUACAAUAAUCCGCAGUGAAAAAGCAAUAACGAUGGCGAAUAUUGAAGAGCAUCCCGCAGAAGCGUCCGUUUCGGUGGAGUCGAUCGAACAGAAUGAGCCGCUUUCGGAGAUUGAAGUGACAAAGAACGAAAUGGUAAACCUCAAGGAAACGAAUGUGAGUUUGAAACGCAAGAAAGUGUCCGGGAAAAUAAGCUCCAAUGACCAGGCUGUAGUGGAAUCUUCAGGAGCGAAGGUCGUUGCAACAGUCCAAUCCACACCUUCUUCCGAGGCGCUGGGUAAUCUUUCCAAAGCCAACGGGAAGAGACUAAAGCUGGACGUUAGAAACCACCAGGAGCAACUCGCAUCAACGGGCUUAAAUGCAGAUGAACCGACAACAUCCUUAGGGUUGUUGCACGGCGAGAAAGUGAUCGUUCGAAAUAAGCCACCGAUUCCACCGAAACCGGACGUGCGGACGAUGCAGCCACAAGUGCCACCGGCACAGGGCCAGCAUCGGGCCACGGCGCAAUCGAAGGGCAAAAAGCACCAGGUGACGGAGGCCCAGACCGCGCACACCGUCCAGAAGCUGUUGGCGCAGAACGAACAGAUGCGCCUGGAGCUGAGCGAACUUCGGAGCAGCUUAGCUGCGGAGCGGAACGCCGUCAGAGUGUUACGGGCCCAGAACGAGUCCGACCUGCGAAAGACAAAAUCCGAAUGUAAGAAACUGCAGGAAGCUCUGCAGCACCAGAAGCGUCACGGCGGGGUGCAAUGCCCGAGUACGGGAGCCCCGGGUGGCGUUACGUCGGCCAAGCGGCCCAACCGCGGAUCGACGGAACAGGAUAACCCCCAGACCGGCUGGGGGACGGAGUCACGCGCUCAACACCAGCAACAUCAGCAACAGUGCUGUCUGGAAGUUCUGAAGCUGAAUCAGGAGAUUUCUGCCCUGCGGGAAACGAACAGGUUCUUAGAGGAGAAAUAUCAAAUUUCCUCCGAGGCUGAACGGCGGAAAGCUUCCGAUAUACGCGUACAGCGGGAUCUGCAUGAACUACGAUUGACUCAACUCUCCAAGUCCGCCAGAAACGAAAUCCAGCGAUUGCUGGAGGAGCUGAAAUCGAAGGAUCGCAGCAUAGCGCAGUUGAAGAAGGAGCUCCAAACUGCGCUGGCUGCCCCAGGAGCCGGUACCGGUGGUGGUUGUCGCAAGGAGAGAAAAGCUGCUAAAAAUUCCGCUCAGCAAUCGCACGAGAUGCGAAAGUUGCGUGAGAUAGAGCCAUGUAGCGGAACCAUUAGCAAGAGCGACAGCAAUAACAGCAUCCAAUCCGUCAACGAAGAUUACGAACAGCUGGAAACGAAGGAAUCUCUGGAGCUGACCAUUGUCACGGCGACAACCACGACGACGGCGGUACCGGCGGCGGAACGGGCGUCAAGCAACGACCCCCAAACCAAAACGACGCGGAACAGAGACCCGCACGUAGAAUUAGCGAUAGAAACGACGACGUGCGGCAACGAUGCGGCUCAUCAGUCGGCGCUGCCGCACGAAUUAUGCAAACGAACCCUGGAAACUCACGAAAACGACAGCGAUAGUGCCUGUGGCGUAGUGUUGGAAUCGAAGCCAGAUCUGCCAUACAUAGCCCGAGCUGUGGUGAAUUCCGCCACCAUCGACUGUCAACAGGUGUCGCUUGGAUCCGACUCGGACUCUGCGCUCUCCUCGAUGAGCCCACAACCGAACAGCUUCACCGGCGACUCGCCGGAGGACGACCCGUGGAGUGUCCAGCGAGCGGCGAAAGCUCGAGGUGACGAAGGCACGUUGGCUAGGAUUAAGCUUGAGUUGGAUGAGAUGCAGCAGCGCUACGAUACCCUUAAUCGGGACUACACGCUCGCCAAAGAUCAGAUUGACCAGCUGGAAGAGGAGCUGGUGAAGGCUACGCAAGCAUCGCGCGAGCAGGUCAAAUUGAAUGAACGAAUUGCGUACCUGGUGCAGCGCGAGGAAGGACUGCUUAAGGAAAGCCACGAGCUGCGCGAACAGAACGAACUGCUCGAAUUUCGCAUCAUAGAGCUCGAAGAAAGCCAUGACAAGUGGUCGCUACGCAACAACUCCAGUCCAACGGUGGGUGGUGUGGGCACGACAAAGGACGGUUGGACCGACACCGAGAAGGAGCACGACGAGCUGAUAAUGCUGUCGGAGCGGUCAGAUUCGGGCGUCACAUCACCCAACAGCCACCAUCACCUGGAAGAUCAGCAGAGUGGUGUGCCGUCACCAUGCGAUCUGUCUCUGCUCGAUCAGAUACCAACCGACGACGUGCGUAAGCGUCUCAUCGCCAUGACGAAGCGUUCGUGCUACGACGAAGAGGACAAACUGUGUCUGUUGCAGAUCCUCUCGCUGCUGAACAACCUCGAAGCGCUGUCACAAGAUCACGAGAUCGCUGGUGAUGACAUAGCUCUCGAACCACCGACCACAACGGUGCAGAAGUUCGCUUAUGGGCUACCAGAGAGCACGAGUCCUCCAAAGGCAUUGUUGCAAUCUGCGACAAUGGCCAAUACAGGUAUCACCUACAAGACCGGCUCGGGAAGGAUCGUAGCCACAGUACAACCGUUCCACAGCUCAGACUCACAGACAGUGCCUCCUACGCCUCAACCUAAAGCGCCUUCGAUCGCCUCCAUUGCGGAAACCUUUGGUGGUAUGAAGAAGUCGACGCGCUGGAACAACGCAGCCAGUCUGCAGGAGAGUGGCGUUUUCGUAGACGAGCCAUGUGCGCACGUUGCGACACAAACGGAAACGGAGAACUUCGCUGGGCCGGAGAAGACGAACGCGGAGUUAUGCGCCGAGAUCGAGAAGUUGAAUAGGUUCCGGGAAAAGAUCGAAGAGUGCAAGGGCGUCGCCACUGGCACCAGAUCGUCCGGAAAAGGUUCGAUGGUGGCGUUGAACCUACCACCGGCUACGGGCGAUGAAGCUUGCGAUCGCCGCCGGUUGCAGUUCUAUGUUGAACGUGCGGAACUGCUCGAGAACAAACUGAAGGUGUACGAAAGCAGUGGCGAUCAGCAACUGCGGCUUCUGGCCGAACGGCUGCAACGAGAGAUUCAGCUCGAUUCGUGGGUCAAGCAGCUGUCAGACAAGCUGGCUCGAGUGGAGCUAGAGAACGAGCGACUCGAAGAGGAGCGGUGUGAGCUGGAAGAGAUCGAGAACGACACUCGGUUGCGGUUGCAACGACUCGAAGAGGACCUAGAGGUGAUGGGCCAACGCAACGCUGAGCUCGAGAUGUCGCGUAGCUCGUACCAGACAAAGUAUCAGGACGCGAAGGAGCACGUGGGCGGUCUGGAAGAGCUGAUCCACAAGUACGAGGAGAAGAUCUUCUUGCUGGAGGAGAACGAGAACGAACUGCGCGAGCGGAUCGAAAUUAUCUACAUGUUCAUCCCGCUACUGUUGCUGUACAACAGCUGGCAGCUGUUCGAGUACUACAAGCAACACCUCCAGCAGCAACAUCAGCAGCAGCAACAACAGCAGCAGAGAUCCCACGCCAUCCAGUGUAUCCCGACGGAUCACAUCGAGUACUUCGCCAGUGACGACCUGCAGGGGCGGCUGAGCGAACUGAUGAGUCGCGAAAAGGAACUGACGCAGAACAUUGCCGAGCUGAACCGAGCGUACAACGAGACGCUCGAGAAUGCGGACAACUUGUGGGCGCAGAUGGAGCGCGAAUACAAGGAGAAGAUCGGUCGGUGUGAGCAGGAGGAGGCAACGCUCAAGUCAAAAAUCGCACAGCUCGAGGAACGCCUGAGCAAGGACAGCGAAUACGCGAGUGAACGCAUCGCUCACCUGGAAGAGGCCGAAAGCGGACUUAAGAGCCGUGUGAGUCGACUUUCGAAGGAGAACAAGGAGUUGUCAGCUCGGCACGGUGCGCUUUUAGAGGAGUACGGCACGCUUAAAGAGGACUACGCCCAACUACAGCACUACCUGCGAGGACCGGCUGCUGAAGCUCUGGAACGCGAGAAGAAACGCGUCCUCGGACUGGAGGAUGAGUUGGCACACACCGAGCAGAUGUUGCGAGAUGGCGAAGAAUCUCACCGAGCAGAAGUUGGCACACUACGAGGACGACUGCUUGCCUCGACGAAGGAACUCAACCACAUCGAGGUGACGAACAGUGAGCUGCGUGAAGAGGUGGAAACAUUGGAGGGGCGCAUUCGCGAGUUGAUGUCGCUUCGAGGAGGUGAUGAAGAACGCAUUAAGCAGUUGACCGAAGAACUGGAGGCGAAACAGUCGCACAUAGUGACACUGCAACUCUCGCGGAAGUCGUCGGGCGUGAGUUCAAGCAGUAACAGGUCGUCAGUUGGACGCAGUUUGGCUCAGGAGUUAGAACGACCACUCAAGGGCUCGUAUUCGCGGCACGGUUAUGAGGUUCAUGCACUUGCCCGGAAGUUCCCUGACAGUGAUGGCAGUGGCAGCGAGGAUCGGAACAAGUUCCCCCACACGCGACCGGCGGCAUUUGAAACCAAAGAAGUGAAGAGCCUCGCGGAGACGAUCAUCCUGAAUGCCGAGAGCCGAGGAGUGAAGACGCCAAAGAAAUCAUUCGUUGAAGAGAUGAACUGAUGCGAGCAGCCCAACCAGAAGAGCGUCCCGUGGACGUCCAAGCAAGCCCUGAUCCUCUUCCCGCCGGUACGGACGGAUUGUGGAUUCGGAACCAGUAGCCAAGACCUUCCGCUGCUUUCGGGUCGGCCAUUUUACCACCUCCCAGUGCAAAGGUGGUCCCCAAUAUGUGUCGCCGAGAGAAAAAGCGCCAGGAGGCCAUGAGGAGCAGGAGAGAUGAAAAAUCUAGUCGUUGUUUUUGUUGAAAAUGUGUUUUUGUGGUACUAUAAACAUAAUGUUAAAAUCCAUAUUACGUUAACUGAGAGCAGACGCUGAUCGAUUACCGAUCGCAGUGCGUUACAGGCACUGCCGUUGUGCGGGUUGCAUAGCUUCGGGAGCAUUACGAAUCGCAGAGCAUGCCAUCACCACUUGUCCCGCCCCUACUAGACUUAACUUGACAAACUGGGACUCUGCGAAAUAGACUGAGCAGUAGUUGGUAGAGCGUCAGAUCGGUUAAAUAUCUGUUUUCGUUUCGCAAUCGUUCGAGUUAUUUGAAUAUUCGUCGUUAGCCGCGCUUACGUACAUGUACAGUUUGCUUUUUCACUUUCCUCCUUUAUGAAUUAGGCAUGUUAAGCUUCAUUUUGUUUUGUUUCCCCCGAAUGGAGGCCCUCCAAAGGGUUUUCGUAGUUUUGCAUUAGGUUUAUAUUUUAAUGGUUUAUAUGAUUUGCCCGGUUUCGUUUAUUAUACAUAUUGCGCAACGCAUCAAGAGCGCAGGGAUUUGCUUUUAGUGGGAAUUAUGCGUUUUUUUAUUAUUAUUUUAUUUUGUUGUACAUAAUGCUUGCGUUCGAUUGUGUUCGAUAUUGGCGUUUUUCUGUAGAUCUAAACAUAUUAAUCCCGGAAGCCUGUUGGUAUCGUUGAAAGGAGAAAGUUUUCCGGAUCGCAACCUGCAGCAGGCUGCGAUCUUGAUCUUGUUCUUCUCGAAACAACGGCUACCGAGUGGCUAGUAUUCUCUGUGCUAUUUUGCAAACCGAAGUAUGACACAUUUAUUUAAAUGAUGGGCCAAGUAAGCGAGCGCGAUGAUGCUCCCUUCAACGGUAGCGGAUUUUUUGGGUGCUUUGAUGCACAGUCGGUACCGAGAAAUCAUGUUCUACCGAUGCAGUGCGGAUUUGUGAGCUUCCAGGGUAUUAUUUAAACGUGUUAAAAACAAAAUCGUACACUCAUAUGUAUGCCACACAUUAAUCAAUUGUUCAGGUUUUGUAAAAAUGAACAUGUAGCGAAAGAGAGAGAGAAUGAGAGAGCGUUAUAUGCGCCGGAGCCAGUGUGUGAAAGACCACCUGAUCACAGGUGUAGCGAAGGAGACAUGAAGCAUGAAAAUAAUAAAUCAUCGUAGUGAA